Messenger RNA from Symbiodinium sp. CCMP2456, 2844 nucleotides. Lineage: Eukaryota; Dinophyceae; Suessiales; Symbiodiniaceae. The record is from the annotation of a GenBank genome assembly.
AUGAUGGACGACUUCGAUGCGACCUUCUCGGCUGCGCCAGUCGAACCAUGUUUAACUAUCCGAAUCACCAAGACGGAGGAGCAGAUGUCACUCAUGAUGCAGCGCUUCACCGCCUAUGUGAUCGAGAUUAACGACUUCGGCAAGGUUUGCGAGGUGUCGCAUCGGUACAGCGACUUCGAAGCCCUGUACAAGGCGCUUCUUCUGGAUCUUCCGGGGCUUCAGCUGCCGCCGAUGCCGCCAAAGGGCGCCGAUGGCACGGAUGCAGCCGUUAUCGGAGCGCGGAAGGUGGAGCUGGAGAAGGUGCUCCGCGCGAUGAUCGCAAACCCGGAGGUUGUCAUGGAGAAGAGCCUCCAUCUGUGGAAGUUCCUGGAGCUAGGGAACCCCACCGUCAUCGCCACUCGCUUUGUGACCGUUCCAAGGGCACGCGGCUCCGUCUUCAAGACCCUCGCGAAGCUGAACGACGAGAAGUACCGCGACGAUGUGUAUCGUCUUGGUCACGCCAGUGUAACAGACUUGCUGCUGGAGGGCCUUCGGGAGUAUCGGAGGGGAACAGACUCGGGACACUGGUCCUGCCAGAAAGAAGGCCGCAUGCCUCUUUGCCAGCUGGUGGCCGGUGCUUUAGGCACUACCCAGGCAGCACGCGACCGCCUCGUAGAUGGUGGUGUGAUCGGACUUCUGCUGGGUUUAGUACAGGUCCAGGACACGGCUCUGGACGACGUCAGGCCGGCUUUGAAUGUGAUCGUCGCACGCGAGGGCGAGCGACUGGCCAGUCUCGUGGCCCGGUUCCUGACGGGAGGGGGUCUGCUGCAACUGCUCGAUCUGGUCCAGCGCCCUCGCUGCCAGGAGUUUGUGGCCAAGCUCCUGUGGCUCGCCUGGGAUGCAUCGACACGCUCAGCCUUCGCGCAGCCGGGGGGCGUAGGUCUCAAAGUCCUGCAGUCGCUGCUGCGCUCGGCCACGCCGACCUGCAGCCUGCUGGGUGCAGUGCUCUUGGCCGGUAUGGUUGCAGCCGGUGAUUUCCAUGAUGCUAGCCACCGCACUGAGGCAUUCCAGCUGGUGAGGGCCACACUGGAACGUCCGGAGGCAGCCAAAGAUCCAGCUUUCGUCAAAGCGCUGGUGGGAGGGAAUUCCGCCUUUCUGCGCCUUGCAGCUAUGCUGGAGGAUCCUGAUCUAGCACCCCUGAUCCUGGGCUUGCUCUGUGUGGCGAAGCCGCCAGCUGCAAAGAUGGGGCAGAUCUCCGGGAAUCUCGCAUCGCUGGUGUCGAACAAAGGCGGUGUGCACAGCGAGCAGACGAAAGCACGAGCUGCGGAACUCCUUCUUCAAAUCCAGGGCUCCUCCAGCACAUCAGAAGUUUCUGGCGGCGAGGUUUCGAGCACGGCUUCCACGCGCGCAUCGAUCAACGAUCUCUUGGAGCGCUGCGAAGGCAUCGCAGCCCACGAGGAGUCCCUCGAGAACGCCUUGCGCGCGCAGCUUGAGGAGGGCAUUGCAAAAGGCUUGAAGGACCUGGCACCGCAUGGCCAAAGUGUGCGAGAGGUGGGACAGCUCUCCCAGGUUCGUCUCAAGGAGCUCCCUGGGCUGGACUUCAAGACCUUCGAUCAUGCCUUCGACUCCUUCCGCGCGGCGCGCGAGGCGCUGGCAGCGAAUGCCCAGAAGUGCGAGAGCUUGCACCAAACCAUCUCCAGGCAGCUGUCAGAUCUUCAGUCAGCUCGGCCCAACGUGGACCCCCACAUCUUCAAGGAGAAGCUCCUGACAGCGGAGAGGCUGUAUGGUGAGGUGAAGUCGCAGCGAGAUGCCUUCGCCACGGCUGAUGCAGAAGCCAAGGAGAAGACAUCGAGAUCACAGGCAUCGACGGCGAAGAUGAAGACGCUGACGGAUGCCCUGCGAAGGUAUGAUCAGGAAUUGCAGGAGCUGCGGUCGGAAAGGAAGGACAAGGAGACCAAGGCGGCGAUGCUCAGGUCUCAGGCCAACACACCGGGUCUGGCUGAUCGGAAACGGCAGGUCCAAGAGGACAUCGAUCGAAACCUGGAAGAAGCCCGAGAGUUACAGGUAGUUGGCCGCCGCGUGCAGCAAGGGGAGGAUGGCUACAUCUCAGAGGGGCAAAGCAGAGAGUCAAAGAUCUCUGAGCUCACCGCCAAGCUGAACGAAUUGAAACGCCACCAUCAGACGCUCCUGCAGAAGCAGAAGGAGCUGGAUAUCGACCCCGUUGAUCUGGGGAAUCGAGCGGAGAAGCUCGAGACCGAAGCGCGGGAUCUGGACUCUCGGGUUAUCGCCCUGGAGGAUAAGCAGCGGCAAGCUGAACGCGAAAGGAUCGAAGCUUCAGGCGACGCCACGCGUGAAGCCGAGGAUGCACGGAUUGCCCGAGAUCACUCUUCGAACCUUUCAAGCCGUUUGGCCUCCGUGGAAAGGGACGCCAAGGCACAGCUCUCGGCCCUGCAGCCGAUGAUCCAGGAGCAGCACGCGGGUUGGCAGCGCCUGCUGGAAAAGCAGCGAAAUCUCGACGAGGACCAGCACAAUCUGGCUAUGAAGCUGCUGGAAGCGAAAACCAGCGCUGACUCCGAGGCUCGCGCGCGUGAGCACGUGGCUGGAGUGGUGCAGGCCCUCAUUCAGUCACUGCUCGGCUUUUCGACUUUUCUCGAUAGCUGCGGCGAAGCCGUGCCAACAGCCGUGCCGGCGGCCGUGCCAGCAACUGUGGCAGAAGAGGUGGGGGCUCCUGCCGUGCAAGAAGCAGCAGUGCCAUCCACCGUGGCGGCACCGUUUCAAGAUGACUUCGAUGAAUUCUUGAACGACCUGCCAACCUUGGGCGAAGUCGGAGGAGCAGCGGAAGGCGGCGCGCCUGACUCGCUGUGA